This is a messenger RNA of Perognathus longimembris pacificus (Pacific pocket mouse), 859 nucleotides long. RefSeq names its product dynein light chain Tctex-type 4 (gene Dynlt4). The transcript is spliced from 2 exons. Bases 146 to 859 code for a protein of 237 amino acids. Gene Ontology annotation, molecular function: dynein intermediate chain binding. Lineage: Eukaryota; Metazoa; Chordata; Mammalia; Rodentia; Heteromyidae. The record is from RefSeq and is a predicted model, not a curated record. Gene Ontology annotation, biological process: microtubule-based movement. Gene Ontology annotation, cellular component: cytoplasm; cytoplasmic dynein complex.
GAGGGUGUCAGGGAGGAGCACAAGGGGAUCCGUGGGUUCAGGAGUGUGGGAAUAGGAACGCAUACCUGGCUGUGGGCCUCAAUGAAGGCGAUGCACUGUUCCUGCAGUGGCCCCAGGCCAAAGGUGACAGCCACCUGGGAGAGGAAUGAGGGUCCCUGUAGCUCAGCCCUCCAACACUGGAGACCACCACUGCAAGUCCAUGGCUGGCAGGUGUCUGUCUCCUGGACACCAGGAAGAAGAGAAUGCCAAAGACCCGGUGCUAAAACUACCAUCAGUGCGGCCCAGAAGCCGCCUGCCCAGCAUUGAUGAGGCCCGACCCCCAGGUCUAGGCCCGGCCUCCCGCCGUGGGUCAGUGCUGGGUGUAACCAUGUCCCUCUCACACCGCAACUCGCUGGCUGGGUCAGGAGCUGGUCAUGGAGGUCGGCGGCAGUCCUUGGGCCCAGUGCCCCCUCUUGGCUGGCGGGUCAGUUUCUCAGGCCUGCCCCUCGGGCCUGUCCGUCGGGUGGCACCUUCAUACCGUAUGGAGCCUGCACCGGAGGAGCGCUGGGAGACUGCGCGUGCACAGCGUGUCCUGGAGGCAGCGUUGGAGGCCCGGCUGUGUAAUGCCAGCUACUCUGGCUUAGAGGCCGGGCAGUUGGCACGGGAGCUGUGUGAGCAGAUGCGCCUGCGCCUGCGUGAGCUCAGCCCGCCUCGCUACAAGCUGGUGUGCAGUGUGGUGCUGGGGCCACGUGCAGGCCAGGGCGUGCAAGUGGUCAGCCGGGCCCUGUGGGAUGCAGCACAUGAUGGGCUAGCUUCUGCCACCUUCACCAACGCCUCGCUUUUUGCUGUGGCCACGGUCCAUGGGCUAUACUGUGAGUAA